GCCCUCUUUUCUCUUUCCUACUCAUUCUAACUACUUGUUUUCACGAAGUACCUCCAGACAAAGCCUCUGUUUGCGAUAACUUAGACUGAUGACUUUGAUACGUCAAGUGGGUCUUAUUCCUGCUGGGUGUCAACCAUGGAAUCUCAAUGUUGUCGACGCAAGUGGUUCAAGAUUCGCAUAUGCCGCUACUCUCGCAAUUUAUAUUUAUGAGUGGAAUCCAGACAGCCACCAAUUUUAUCUGCAUUCCAUCAUGUCAGAGCAUAAAAAAACUAUUUCAGCAAUAGCGUGGCAUUUAAAAGAUAAGGAUAUACUUGCAAGUAGCAGUACGGAUUUCAAAAUUUGCAUUUGGCAUGUUGCAAAACAUAAAUUGCUAGCAUCAUUAAACACUCCUCAUGCUGCACCGACCUUGAUGUCAUGGUUCACUUCUGAUGAAGAUUGUGUUGCUUAUACUGAUGGAAAAGGUCCUAUUUAUUUAUGGAAAUACAUGGAAAAAAAUGGCCGAGAUGGGCCAGUAUCUCAUCCGUUGAAAGAAAUCUCAACAGUUUCUUCUAAUAUUACUCAAAUGAGUUGGCAUCCUUCUACUCCAGGAAGAUUUGCCCUUGGACAUGCUGAUGGAACUAUAUCGUUAUAUAUUCAAGGAAAAAUGCCUCAAAAACACGUACGGAUUUCGGGAUCGGAUUCGAGCUCAUUAAGUGAUGGAAAUUCUAUUUCUUGGCUUUUAUGGGAUCCGUUCUCCCAAAACUAUUUACUAAUAUGUACUGCAAGUGGUCGACUGCAACUUGUUGACGCAUCGACUGAAAUAGCUACUAUAGUCACAACAUACAGCCUUCCCAGUAAAGCAGUUUCUAUCAAAUGCGUUGCUUGGCUUACAGAGGCACCCGGAGCUUUUGUAACUGGUGAUUCGGAGGCUGGAGUACUUAGAAUUUGGAUUGUAUCUAAAGAAAAGCCAGAGGAAAGUUUACGCUUGAAGCAAGUUGGCUUCAAAGCAGUUUGCGUUCUUCCUUCGGAAAGCGUCACAACAACAAAAGAAGUUAAAGGCAAAGUGAAAUUUUCUUCAAGGGUAAUUUGCUUGUUUUUUGAUGGUGGCGUUGGUGUCUACAAUCUCAGAAACUCUUCAUGGGACUUUCUACGAAAUAUGGGACAUCUAGAAACAAUAUUCGACUGCCAAUUCAAGCCUGAUAAUUGUGAUCUGCUAGCAACAGCCAGCUUUGACGGUACAGUUAAAGUCUGGAAUGUUAAUUCAAUGGAAGCUGUUGACUCUUCACAUGGUGAUGCCAGCAUAAUCUAUUCUUUAUCGUGGGCACCAGGAGAUAUGGACUGUCUGGCUGCUGCUACGUCAAAAAGCGGUAUAUUUAUAUGGAAUCUUAAAAAAGGGAGAAUACGAAAACUUGAGGAUGUGAGUGACAUUUUUUACCUUUUGUAUGCGAUGCAUUUUUCUGCAUUUAUAUCUUGUACACAUUUAGAAUUUAAAUGUUCAAAAAUAAAAUUUUAUAAAACAUUAUGCUAUUAAAUGCAUUAUUUUCUGUC
This is a messenger RNA of Stegodyphus dumicola, 1527 nucleotides long. Its product is annotated as WD repeat-containing protein 17-like. Gene Ontology annotation, molecular function: protein binding. Lineage: Eukaryota; Metazoa; Arthropoda; Arachnida; Araneae; Eresidae. The record is from RefSeq and is a predicted model, not a curated record.